AUGGCCACAAGAACAAACAUCUUGGCUUUUGAUGGUGGAGGGACGAGAGGACAGACUUCCCUCAUCAUCCUCCAGGCUAUCAUGCUCGCAGUCAACUCGAUUCUGGACAUUCCUGGUGUAACCCUGACACCACAAGACAUCUUCGAUGCCGUCUCUGGUACCAGUACCGGCGGCCUUAUCGCCAUCAUGUUGGGCCGGUUUGGUAUGAGCGUCGACCAAUGUAUCGACAUGUACGAUUCAUUGGCGGAAAGGAUCUUCAGCAAAAAGAAACUGCUGGGCUAUCUUACAAAGAGCAUCUUUAGCGACAAAUACAGCAGCAAGCCCCUACGUGAGUGCGUUGGUGAGCUGGCACGCGCCCACGUCAACGACAAGAAUGCUCCCAUGCGCUGCGACCAUGCUCCAGGCAGGAUUCCAUGCACCGUCAUUACCUGUCGACUCGAUCAUUCUGGGGCCCCCGAGUCCGGAGCCACGUUUAUCUGCACCCAUAUGUGUGAGCCGGACAUUGGUGCUCUAAUUUCUGAUGCCGCUCAUGCCACUACCGCCGCCCCUCCCUAUUUCCGAGAAUGUUGGUUGGGAGGAAGACUCUACAUCGAUGGAGGCUUCGGCCACAACAACCCUACCUGGGACACGUAUGGUCACUAUGACGAUGAGGCCAUUCGGAGGCUCGCACCCGACGUCAGGGGAACAGGCUCAGAGGCAUUCCGUAUCGUCAGCCUUGGGACCGGCCGGCCCUUGGAGGAAGCGUCUCAGGCCGGACAGCAGCCGCAAAUUCCAUACAUUCCGAACCCCAGCAAAACGUCCUCAUUGAAGAGGAUCUCAACGCGACUGAAACAUUUCAUGGCCCUAGGCAAAGCAGCCAUCCGCGCCAAGACAAGUGCAACAAACAACGACGCAUUGAUAGGCAUGGUGGGUAGGGCGAAGCUCGAGUAUCUUAGGAUCGACGGCGCCAAGGGUGUCAAACAGUUUCCCCUGGAUGCAUGCGAUCCCAAAAUCAUGCGGAAGAUGCGCCAACUAACCGAGGCCUGGCUUCUGGAGCCAGAAGGCAAGCAACAAGUCACCGAAAUAGCCCAGAUCCUCGCCGAGGAGUGGAAUUUGAGACAUCUUCUUCCAGGAAGGGCUUCUCAAAGCAACAGUCUCCCUGUCGACGCUCCCUUGUAUCAGCAGCCCCUGUCACACAGCACGCCAUCGUUGAGGCCCUCCCUUCACAUCACCACACCUCUCCGUGGCGCUUUGCUGAACGUUUCUUCGCCACUGGAGCCUACGCCAUCGACGCCAGGUCUAACACAAGGGGCCACACAAGAAGGCCGUACCGAAUCUAUCCGGUCUGUACAGGAACCCCUCUCUCCCCAACCUGAGAGCACAAACAAGUCCGCGACAGCACAACAGCCGUCAGCGAUGAAGAAUGAGACGACGAUUGGGCAACAGUUCAAAGAGUCCGGAGUGGUUGGCGAUCCCGUUCUUCCAGAUGCAGAUGACCUGUCGGUAUGA
This is a messenger RNA of Capronia coronata CBS 617.96, 1488 nucleotides long. RefSeq lists its product as uncharacterized. The transcript is spliced from 2 exons. Gene Ontology annotation, biological process: arachidonate metabolic process. Bases 1 to 1488 code for a protein of 495 amino acids. The record is from RefSeq and is a predicted model, not a curated record. Lineage: Eukaryota; Fungi; Ascomycota; Eurotiomycetes; Chaetothyriales; Herpotrichiellaceae. Gene Ontology annotation, cellular component: membrane.